AUGGCAGCCACCACCAAAAUUCUUGCCACGCUUCUGCUCGUCGGCCUCAUCGCCCAUGGCAAAGCUUCGAACUGUUCAUUAAGAGACAUAUCAGUGAGCCAAAGCAGGACUGGAGCGACGGUACAGAACAAACCAGAAUGGAUCGUGACGAUUGAAAACAAGUGUACGUGCGUUCAGUUGGAUCUCAAGUUGAACUGUGAGGGUUUUCAGACAGUAGAGAACAUUGAUCCUUCAGUGUUCAAAGUCUCGAGAGAUGGUCUCUGUCUUGUUAAUAAUGGUCAAACUGUCUACAAUGAACCACUCACAUUCAAGUAUGCUUGGGACAACUCUUUCCCUUGUUCUCGUCGUUGA
Molecule: messenger RNA, 351 nt
Organism: Prosopis cineraria
Lineage: Eukaryota; Viridiplantae; Streptophyta; Magnoliopsida; Fabales; Fabaceae
Product: protein TAPETUM DETERMINANT 1-like
Exons: 2
Coding region: 1-351 (116 amino acids)
Biological process (GO): cell fate determination
Source: RefSeq, a predicted model, not a curated record